AUGUCUCCACCAACCAAACAGGAUAUCAACGAAUCUCCACGAAACAAAAAUGAUAUCAACAAAUCUCCACCAACCGAACAGGAUAUCGACCAAUCUCCACCAACUGUACAGGAUAUCAACAAAUCUCCACAAACCAAAAAUGAUAUCAACAAAUCUCCACCAACCGAACAGGAUAUCGACAAAUCUCCACCAAUCAAACAGGAUAUUGACAAAUCUGUGCCAACCAAGCAAGAUAUCGACCAAUCUCCACCAACUGUACAGGAUAUCAACAAAUCUCCACAAACCAAAAAUGAUAUCAACAAAUCUCCACCAACCAAACAGGAUAUUGACAAAUCUGUACUCACGAAGCAAGAUAUCGAUCAAUCUCCACCAACUAAACAGGAUAUCUACAAAUCUCCACCAACCAAACAGGAUACCGACAAAUCUCCACCAACCAAACAUGAUAUCGACCAAUCUCAACCACCUGAACAGGAUAUCAACAAAUCUCAACCAACCAAACAGGAUAUGGACAAGUCUCGAUCAACCAAUCAGGAUAUUGACGAAUCUGUACCAAGCAAACAUGAGAUUGACAAAUCUCUACCAAACAAACAGGAUAUUGACCAAUUUCCACCAACCAAACAGGAUAUUGACAAAUCAUCACCAACGAAACAUGAUAUUGACAAAUCUGUACCAAGCAAACAUGAUAUUGUCCAAUCUCCACCCACCAAACAGGAUAGCAACAAAUCUCCACCAACCAAACAGGACGACAACAAAUCCCCUCCACCCACACAGGAUAUCAACAAAUCUUCACCAACCAAACAGGAUAUUGAUAAAUCCACGCCAAUCACACAGGAUACCGACAAAUCUUCAUCUUCCACAAACGAUAAUGACAAAUCAGCACCAUACACACAAGAGUCUGGUUCUUCCAACAAGGAACAUAAAACACAAGGAUCCGUUUCCAAGCAAACUAAAGUCAGAAAGACAACGACUUCCAAGGACAUUCAGAUCACAGAUAUGCCCAUUGUCCCGCCUGAAGCAAGGGCUGUAUCCGUGGAGUAUAAGGUUCAGACAGAGACUGGGAAAGCUACACACGGUGGCACUAAAUGCUAUGUGUAUCUCACACUGUACGGUGUCAACGAUUCUGAUGAGCUGUAUCUGAAUCAUGCAGUGAUCAACCAUUAUGAAAGGACGGACACAACUUACCCCUUUGUGGCCUUACGUUACAAGAGCGUUCUGAUAUUUUCUGAAGUCUACAACUGUAUUUUGUCCGGCGUGUAUGGGCAUUAG
Molecule: messenger RNA, 1266 nt
Organism: Haliotis rubra (blacklip abalone)
Lineage: Eukaryota; Metazoa; Mollusca; Gastropoda; Lepetellida; Haliotidae
Product: serine-aspartate repeat-containing protein F-like
Exons: 3
Coding region: 1-1266 (421 amino acids)
Molecular function (GO): protein binding
Source: RefSeq, a predicted model, not a curated record